Messenger RNA from Hypomesus transpacificus, 3784 nucleotides. It is a transcript of the gene smg5, whose product is annotated as SMG5 nonsense mediated mRNA decay factor. Gene Ontology annotation, cellular component: telomerase holoenzyme complex. Gene Ontology annotation, biological process: nuclear-transcribed mRNA catabolic process, nonsense-mediated decay. The transcript is spliced from 22 exons. Lineage: Eukaryota; Metazoa; Chordata; Actinopteri; Osmeriformes; Osmeridae. The record is from RefSeq and is a predicted model, not a curated record. Gene Ontology annotation, molecular function: protein binding; telomerase RNA binding; telomeric repeat DNA binding. The coding region runs from base 416 to 3745 and encodes 1109 amino acids.
UCGCGUUGCUCAUGCUGUCUGGCACUGCCUGAGAAGAAUAAUGGCCGCCCUGGUAGCGAUGCCAGGAAUAGGGAAGAACACAAUAAACAUAUCGGGGUAUUAUAGCUGACCGAGAAUUAACGAUAGACUCGGGCACUCCCUCUCCUACCCGCUUUCCGAACGGAUGGGUAGAGGGGGUAUUGCCAAGAUAUACAAGACACGGAAGAGAUUUUGGUUAGGUGGCUAGUGGGAAAGAAAGCUAGACCAAUACACUAGCAUUAGCUUUUUUUAGCGUAGCUAGCUAGCAAAUCAACACUGUGCUAAUUUGACACUGCUGCUGGGAAGGUAAGCCUGAUCAACCCUGUCAAGUGUGGGUUUGAAAACAUACUCUCAUGCAAGACUGGAGUGUGUGAUCGUCACUCUAACAAUAGCUAAUAUGAGUGGACCUGGACAGGACAAUGAGCCGGAGGCGAAGGUCCUUCUCAUCAAGAGGCUGUACAGGGCUGUGGUAGAGUCUGUGCACAAGCUGGAUGUGAUCAUUGGCAGCAAAGCAUCCCACAGAGAGGUUUUCAAACCUGAGAACAUCAGCCUUCGAAACAAGUUGCGGGAACUGUGUGUGAAGCUGAUGUUCCUCCACCCUGUAGACUACGGCCGCAAGGCAGAGGAGCUUCUCUGGAGAAAGGUCUACUAUGAGGUCAUUCAGGUCAUCAAGACUAACAAGAAGCACAUUCACAGCCGCAGUGCCCUGGAGUGUGCCUACAGGACUCACCUGAUAGCAGGAGUGGGAUUCUACCAGCACUUGCUGCUCUACAUUCAGUCUCAUUACCAGCUGGAGCUGCAGGACUGCAUCGACUGGACUCACGUCACCGACCCUCUCAUUGGCCGAAAGCAACCUGUGUCUGCCAGCCCCAAGGAGAUGGAGUGGGCCCAGAUGGCUUGUCAUCGCUGUCUGGUGUAUCUGGGAGAUCUAGCACGCUAUCAGAAUGAGUUGGCCGGGGUGGAGUCUGAGCAGCUGGCUGAGCGCUUCUACCACCAGGCCCUGUCUGUCACGCCGCACGGCGGAAUGCCUUUCAAUCAGUUGGGUACAUUAGCAGGCAGUAAGUUCUUCAACGUGGAGGCCACCUACUACUACCUUCGCUGUAUCCAGUCAGAAAGUCCUUUUGAAGGUGCCUAUGGAAACUUAAAGCGUCUCUUUGACAAGGCUGCCAAGAUGUACCAUCAGGUGAAGAAGCAGGAGAUGAAGAAGCUGUCACCGUCUCGCCAAAGGUCCAAAGACAUCAAGCGACUCCUGGUGAGCUUCAUGUACCUUCAGAGUCUACUGCAACCCAAGAACAGCCUGAUGGAGACGGAGCUGACGUCACUGUGCCAGUCGGUGCUGGAGGACUUCAACCUGGUGCUGUUCUACCUGCCCCCACCCGCCCAGCCCCACGCCCACGCCGGCCACUCCCCCAGCGAGGAGGAGGAGGAGCCUCAGCUGCAGCACGACUCGGCCUGCGCCCUCCUGCCCGACGCCCUGGUCUUCAAGAUGGUGGUCACCUGUCUCAUGGUGGUGCACAGUCUCAAAAGGGGAGGGUCGAAGCAGUACAGUGCGUCCAUAGCUUUCACCCUGGCUCUCUUCUCCCACCUGGUCAACCACGUCAACAUCCGGCUCCAAGCCGAGCUGGAGGAGGGCGACGGCCAAGUGCCUGCACUGCAGACAGACAACACUGAUGACGCUGAGAUGAGAGACCUGUCCGAGCCCCUGACCCCUGCGGAGAAGCCUCUGCAGAACGGCUCUCUGGAGCAGGAGGACGAGGAGGACGCGCAGGGGAGGGCUCGUCCCAGGAGCGGGCCUGCCGCCGGCGAGCAGAAGAAGUCCGAGGAGGAGAAGCAGAAACAGAAGAAGAAGUACACCCGCCUCUCGCGCCUCCGCCGCCGCCGCGCCGCUCGGAAGGAGGACGAGAGCGACCUCAGCGAGGGUUUCGAGAGCGACGAGGAGGAAGACGAGGAGGAGGAGGAGCCGAGGCCGGGCCACGGUGACGCGGGCACCCCUCCGCCCGAGGCCUCCGCCCCGAACAAGGAGAGCAAGAGGGAGCCCCUGCCCAAGCAGGGGAGCUGGGAGAGCGGCUCCGAGGAGGAGGAGGGGGGCACGGCGUUCGACGUGGAGACGGAUUCGGACAUGAACAGCCAGGAGUCCCGCUCCGACCUGGAGGACAUGGAGGACAACCCCGACGGCACGGAGAACCUGGAUGGGCCCCGAGAGGCGCAGGACGCCAAGGACCGGACGAGCCCCCCCCGCGGGGACGGGGACAGCCCUCCGGCCACCAACGGGCCCCUGCUGCCCUGCAGCGACCCCAGCAUCAGCAGCAACCUCCAGGCCAUGUCCUCGCAGCUCUUCCAGGCCAAGCGCUGUUUCCGCCUGGCGCCCACCUUCAGCAACAUGCUCGUCCGCCCUCAAGGCUCCACCUCGGCGAACGCCGCCCCGGCCCCCGCCGACCCCAACCACUCUGCUAGCCCCUCCCUGGAGACCCCACCUCCCCCCGGAGACUCUCCCUGCGACGCUGGCCCUGGGACUGCCAACGGAACCAACGACAACGACUUGGAUUCGGAUUCAGAAGGCAGCCAGCACAGCACCCAAUCAGUGCCUACUGAGAAGACCCUAUCCGAAAGACUAGAGAUUCUGACAAAUCAGGGCCUCAUCCAGGUGGUGAAGGUGUUUGUGGAUUGGCUGAGGACAAACACAGAUAUUAUACUCAUGUGUGCACAGAGUUCUCAAAGCCUAUGGAACAGACUGUCAGUGUUACUCAACCUUCUACCAGAUGGGAGCAAGAUGCUGGAAGCAGAGCUGGGUCUGAGCGCGGAGGUGAAGGAGCUGCUUGGUGAGUGUGAGCAGUCUGGCCUGGUGCAGAGCGUGCUGCUGCCUGAGGACCUGGCUCUGCGCCACCUGCCCGCCCUCAGCCUGGCACACCGCCGCCUCGACUUCCAGCGCCAGAGACCCUCGCUCAGCCCCGUACAAGAGUGUGUCGUGCGCGUGUGCUGUAUCCGUAGUUUUGGCCACUUCCUCACCAGUCUCCAGGGCAACGUGCUUCACUUUAACCCAGAGUUGGGCAUCUUUACCAGCAUCAGCCAAUCAGAGCAGGACAACCUGGUACAACAGGCCAAGGCCCAGUUCCGCAUGGCGGAGGAGGAAGCCCGCCGAAAUCGCCUGAUGAGAGACAUGGCACAGCUUCGACUGCAGUUGGAGGUGUCCCAGCUAGAGGGCAGUCUGCAGCAGCCUAAGGCCCAGUCCUCCAUGUCCCCCUACCUGGUGCCUGACUCUGCUGCCCUGAGCCAGCACCUCAACCUCAUCAGGCAGCUGGCCAGCAGCGGGUGCUUCAUCAUCAUCAUCCCACGCACAGUGAUUGACGGCCUGGACGUGCUGAAGAAGGAGAAUCCUGGUGCAAGGGACGGGAUCCGCUUUCUGGAGGCGGAGUUUCGCAAGGGCAACCGGUACAUUCGCUGUCAGAAGGAGUCCGGGCGGAGUUUCGAGAGAGACAAACUGAAACGGCAGGACAUGGAGGCCUGGCAUCUCUAUAAGAUGGUGGACAGCUGUCGCCAGCUGACCGUUUCCCAGAGUAACGGAGAGGAGGACACUGCUGGCAUGGUGACCAUCCUCACAGGUCACCCCGUGGAGGAGCUGAGUUCCAGAUCUGUGCCUAUGAAGUCUGCCAUCCAAGCAGUGGCCUCAGCAGGUAUGGAGCUGAAGAACAUUGUGGAGUUCUACCGGCAGUGGAAGGAGAUCGGCUGAGAGAGUUCGAGGGGCUCGGUCGGCAUGGCGGACGACUGA